Messenger RNA from Cylas formicarius (sweet potato weevil), 2434 nucleotides. RefSeq names its product DNA-binding protein D-ETS-3 (gene Ets65A). The coding region runs from base 99 to 1244 and encodes 381 amino acids. Gene Ontology annotation, cellular component: nucleus. The record is from RefSeq and is a predicted model, not a curated record. The transcript is spliced from 10 exons. Gene Ontology annotation, biological process: regulation of transcription by RNA polymerase II; cell differentiation. NCBI's taxonomy places the organism in Eukaryota, Metazoa, Arthropoda, Insecta, Coleoptera, Brentidae. Gene Ontology annotation, molecular function: sequence-specific DNA binding; DNA-binding transcription factor activity, RNA polymerase II-specific.
AUUCGAUCUCGCGAUCGUCAUCGACAGACAGUUCGCGAUCCCGGCAGUGGUUUUCUUUGUCUAGUUCCGAAUGGAGUAGUUCUCAACGCGGCGCCAAAAUGAGAAGGAAGUGCAGCAUACGGCGGAAGAUGUACGAGAGUUCGUGCUCCUACCAGGGGGCGCUGGAGUUGAAACGGGGAGCGUCCGCUACGUGUCCACUUGGCAUAAAAACGGAAGAGUUCGGGACGUCCGCCGAUUGGCCGGCGUACCGAUUCUGCAACCCCAGCACUUUCGAGCAGCUCAAACAGAGCGUGGAAAAAGCGAAAGCUGCUCUCCAGGAUCGGAGCACGUUCUUCGGCAACACGAGCGCGUUCAGCGACCUAUAUAACGUUUCGUCCACUGGAAAUAUCCAGGACGGCAGGCUACGCGACACCAACGACAUCGACAUCAAAAGAACCGGAAUCGAAAAAUCCACCAACAACCAUUUGACAGCCACCAAAUCUUACAGCAGCAUCACGGACACGCUGAGCAGAUCGAAAGGGGAUACUUCCUACAAAGGAUCAUGGAGCAGUCACGCAGCCUCGCAGUCCCAAGGUUACAGUGCCAACACGCUUUCAAGUAUGACGAAGGCUUCGCUCGAUCCCCACAGCCAUCUUCGACAACCGGAUCCUUAUCAAAUGUUCGGACCGACCAGCAGCCGUUUAGCGAGUUCAGGUUCCGGGCAGAUCCAGCUGUGGCAGUUCCUGCUCGAGCUGCUUAGCGACUCAUCCAACGCCGCCUGCAUCACGUGGGAGGGUACCAACGGCGAGUUCAAGCUGACCGACCCCGACGAAGUGGCCAGGAGGUGGGGCGAGCGCAAAUCCAAACCCAACAUGAACUACGACAAGCUGUCCAGGGCGCUGAGGUAUUACUACGACAAAAACAUCAUGACCAAAGUCCACGGGAAACGGUACGCCUACAAAUUCGACUUCCAGGGGUUGGCGGCGGCCACGCAGCCCGCCUCCAGCGACCCCAGCAGCUACAAAUAUCAAAGCGACUUCUUCAUGAGCUCGUAUCACCACAGCGCGAAACUCGGGAGUUUCAUGGGUCCGCACGCGACCAUCCCCAGUUCCGCAGCGUCGAUCUUCCCGUCGCCGGGAUCGUACUGGAACAGUCCGGGGGCGAACCUGUACAGCAACAUUGCGGCAACAACGCACUCGAUCGGGCACCACGCCGCCCCCCACUUGGGGGCGCCACCGCUCGGCUCGUAUCCCCACUACGCAUGACCGGCAUCGAACGCCUCGACCACCGACUGGAGCAGAAAACUAUCCAUGUGACUUUUCACGUAAUCAAGCGGUGUGAUCGGGGCGUCCUCCAAACAUUCUAGUCAUCACCAAAGACUCAUUUAAUACUUGUGUAUAGUUAGAGACGAGUGUGCAAUGGGGUUUCCGAAUGUACAUACAUACAGAGGGAGGGAAAUGUAUAAAACACACACCCCGCCACGCGGGGACUCUGUGAUAAACGUUUUAGGUAUUUUUCCGACGUGAGUCGCGUGCUGGGCACGACAGAUGGCAUCCCGACCAGCGGGAACGCUGAUCUGUGGUGCGACCGGCCUGCUGCAACGCGUUCCUUUCGAUAUUAAGAGGUGUUAACGGAACAACAUGGCACGGCGAGCAGCACGUAAGAAUUCCAUGGCGGCCACAGAGAAAACUAAUUAAAAAGAGAGCCGAGGCAAUCGGGAUCGCCGGGGAUAACCUCACUCGCGCAGAAUACUUCGUCUUUUACGAUUCACGCCAAGUUGGGCCAUAUUACCUGGAUCAUUCGCCCACUCGCGGAGAACAGACGAUCAAAACCAGCAUUCAAUCAGAGAAUACGGAAAAUAUUUCGAACUACGGUACAAAAUAAUUGCCUGCCCAACUAACAAAACUGGAUUCGUGUAUUGGCAUUUUAAUAUACAUUUUAAUUACAUGUUGCAGUACUUAGAUUCUAAUUUAAUAUAACAAUAUAAUAUAUACUCAACACACAAAAUAAAGCUAAAGGGCGAUACGAUUCGAAUGAUGGGAAAUGAAAUCUCGAAUGAAUAAAGGAUGACAGACUUUGGUAACUUGGGAAGCCGCACACACGGCGCAACGUCGCUUUUUCUUAGCCGAAUUUUUGUUUCCCUUGGCUUUUUAAAUUCAUUUUUUCAAAUGCCGUUACGCUUCCGUACGAUGUUGUUCCGCCAUUUUAAUGACUUGUAAAUAGCGACUGUAAAAUAUAGAUGGCAGUAUUCGUCGUGAGAUUAGCAACCUAGACAGUGUCGUUCCGUGUUCGGUAAAGGUACCGCAAGUCGUAGCUAGAUCUAGUCCACACAGCUAUACUAUAAAAAAAGCGCGACAUAUACCUAGAUCCGCGUACGCGGCCAGAAAACGACCGCGUAUUUUUAAGAUAUACAUAAAAAUAUAUAUAAAUGUUGGUAUUUAUUAUACAAAAUAUA